Molecule: messenger RNA, 1996 nt
Organism: Drosophila ficusphila
Lineage: Eukaryota; Metazoa; Arthropoda; Insecta; Diptera; Drosophilidae
Gene: corolla
Product: glutamic acid-rich protein
Exons: 4
Coding region: 16-1797 (593 amino acids)
Source: RefSeq, a predicted model, not a curated record
AAGCUAGUUUGAAGAAUGGAGAAAUAUCCUCGAGCUCGUGAAUUUCUUGGGCAAUUAUGCCAAAACGACCAAGUAAUGUCUCAGUUCGAAGAGGAGAUCAAGAAGAAAAAUGAAAUGAGCGUUGAAGAAAAUGAGAUUCGCCCGAAGAUGGUGGAGCUUAUGUUGGAUCUACAUCUAGCCAAACUGGGUGCCGCCAACAUGGAGACGAAUGGGGAGACGCUUGAUAAGGCGUCUACCUUGAUGCAGAACGUUCACUUUCAGGCAAUGCGAAUCGAGCAACAGCUCGACGAGGUUGGUUUGCCGGACAUAGCUACCAACGCGAUGAAGCUGAAACAGGAGCAAGCUCAAGCCAAGUUGGCACUCCUUUUGGAGCAGAGUGCCGAGGAGGAGCAGCAGCAGGCAACUCUUGAAUCCCGUAAUAUCGUGAAGGAAUUUCGCCUUGAGAUGGAUUCCAAAAAAGAGGAGGAAAAUAAGCUUAUCGACGUUAAAGAGGAACUAGACCAGGUAAAUCAAGAACUGGAAUCUACGAGCAAAGAAAUGACGGAUAAUCUUAACAAGAAGAUAGUGGCUGUAAUACAGCUUAGCAAGCGUAUCACUAAUUUGCAUACACAAUUGAAACAAAAUGCUAUCGAUGGAUAUGUUAAACAGCGUUUGAAUAAAAAUGAAGUCUUUGCCACCAAACCAACGAUGCUCGCUAGUCAACCACCACCGACACAGCUUCUAGUAAAUUUAUCUAACGGCAGCGGGACAUCACUUUAUUCCGCUAAAGACUUUUUCAGUAACAUUAUACUGACAAAAGCCAAACAGGAUAAGAACAAAAGCAAGGACAGCAAAGAUGAAACGGACCCACCGCUUCGAUCGAUUUUAGUUCAACGCAAAAGAAAGAAUUCCGAUCCCUUUCCUAUUUCCUCGACAAAGCGUGUUCGAUUUGGGUCGGAGGAGGUCCGAGUUAUAGAUUUUGAAUCCGAAGAAGAGAGUUAUUUUUCUGAUUCCGAAAUGCUGAAGAUGCCAGAAGAAGAAUCGGAGGAAUCAGAAGAUUUAAAAGAGCAGGAAUCAGAAGAAGAAUCCGUCGGAGAUUCGGAACAAGAAGUUGAUGAGGAUUCGAACGUAGAAUUUGAGACAGAUAGCGAGGAGCAGGGAACAGAGUUCAAUGGUUUAGAAGAUGAACCAAAAGUGGAGAAUGUUCUAGAAAUCUCGGAUCCUGAACAAGAAAGAUCUCAACACAAAUUAGUAUCAGGGUCACCUAAAUCGGGAUCAGACGGUAAUGAUUCAAAUGGAGAAACAUCAGAAGAGGACAAGGCAAAAGAGGACAAAAUUGGAGAAAAAGUCGCAGCUGAACUAGAGCAGCAAAAAACGACUGCGAUUGAGACGCAGCAGCUGGCUUCCAAACGCGAAAGACCAGAAAUAAUCAGCGUGGAUAUUAUAUCUAAUAUCCAAAAUAUGACCUUGACAGACAUCGAUAACAUACCUAGCACCUCAAAGGGCGUUCGCAAUCACUAUACAUCUAGUCAGUUAAAUAAAUAUGUCACAUUUGUGGAUGAUAACAAAGCCCCAGAAAUCAAAAAACUCAAAUUGGACGACGAGAUGUUCCCAACGACCCAACCUCUGCCUGAUCUCUUUAAGAAACCAUCGACGGCUUGGAAGGAAAAUGAGGACGAAUCUCUGCAAUUUGAGAACAACGACUCGCAAUCUCUACAAUUUGCGUCUCCCGAAUGCGAAAUGAGUGAUGAUUAUCUGCUUAACUUCAGCGAUAAUGAUAAUGAUGAUGGGUCUGCUGGCGGCCCGUACAUUCUAUAAUAGCCAUGAAAAGCAAAAGACUUAAAACCUUUUUAUCAUCAAACAAAUACUCUAUAAAAUACUUCAUUAAAAGGUUUUUUAAAUUAAACUUUAGUUGGCAAUCUUGAAAAACAAAAUGAAACCAAAGGAAACUGAAGGUGCUUACAUUGUGAAAACGGCUUAAAGCUUAAUCAUUUGAAAUAAAUAAAUUUGUAAACAA